This is a messenger RNA of Debaryomyces tyrocola, 942 nucleotides long. The record is from the annotation of a GenBank genome assembly. NCBI's taxonomy places the organism in Eukaryota, Fungi, Ascomycota, Pichiomycetes, Serinales, Debaryomycetaceae.
AUGGGAAAAAAAAAUAAAGUUAGUUAUCCAGUUGAGAGGAACAAAAUAGCGUGUUACAGAUGCCGAAAACUGAAGAAAAAGUGUUCUACCACCCAACCGUGUUCAAAUUGCUCGAAGGUGGGAGCCAAAUGUGAUUAUCCGUUAGAAUCUAAUCGAAAACCCGCGUCAAACAAGUACGUCUCAUCACUACUAAAGAGAAUCGAAGUUUUAUCAGAGACCUUGGAUAAACAAAAUUUAAUAAGAUCCUCAGAACGUACGUUCCUCUUUGAGAAAAGUGAUAAUUCUGAACAGCAGUAUGAAGACACAGAUCCUGAUUUUCUAGGCCUCAAUGAUAUUUGGAGACUCAAGUUUGAAAAUUCCAAAUUUUGUUUUUUGGGUCCAUCUAGUGGAAGAAACUAUGAAAUAAACAAUACUAUAAACCACAAUAGUUUAAAUGAUGUGAUUAAGAAUGGUUUAUCUGAACCUUUGUCAAUGGAUUUACAUCACAUGGAACAUUUCAAAUGGUAUUUCGAAAAGAUUAAUACUCAGAUACACAUAGUUUCUGAGGAUUUGUUUUUCAGUUCCCUUAGUGCUGACAACAAUACAUUUGGUCCUUUUGCAUCUAACGCACUUAUAAAUGCUAUGUUUGCAAUUACCAUAUUAAAAGGUCCCUUCGUUUUAGAUUAUAAAGUCUUUAAAGAUUUAGCAAGAGUACAAGUAUUUCAUGAAAUUAGCGAUUUAAGGAUAACUUCUGUUCAAACUUUGGCAUUAUUAUCAAUGAUUGAGAUGAAUGAUGGUAAUGAAUCUCAGGCGUCUGUAUUCAUAGCGAUGGCUUGUUCUUUGUCAAACCAUUUGGGCUUGCAUAUUAGUCUGAAUCAUUUAGUGGAAAAUAAAUCUAUGUCCCAAGAAGAACUGAAUUUACGGCAAUUGCUUUUUUGGAGUUGUUUUUUAUUGAUAGGAUAA